Molecule: messenger RNA, 877 nt
Organism: Manihot esculenta (cassava)
Lineage: Eukaryota; Viridiplantae; Streptophyta; Magnoliopsida; Malpighiales; Euphorbiaceae
Product: 50S ribosomal protein L24, chloroplastic
Exons: 4
Coding region: 114-692 (192 amino acids)
Biological process (GO): translation
Cellular component (GO): mitochondrion; ribosome
Molecular function (GO): RNA binding; structural constituent of ribosome
Source: RefSeq, a predicted model, not a curated record
UAUUGUACCAUAUCCUCUCCCACGAUCUCCCUCGUUCUUAUUAUCCUUUUCUCGUAAAAACUCCAUUACUCCGGUGGAAGAAGAACCAGAAGAAGAUUUACACGAAGCGAGAAAUGGCAGCCAUGGCUGCUCUUCAGAGCUCAAUGACCUCACUUUCUAUGACUUCCAACUCUUUCUUUGGCCAACGCCUCUCUUUUCCCUCUGUUUCCCCUAUAUCCGUCAAGUCACCAGAGAAUACGUGUCUCAUUGUUGCGAAGCUUAAGCCAUGGGAGCGGAAGGAAUGUAAGCCAAACAGCCUUCCAAUUUUACACAAAAUGCAUGUUAAGUUGGGAGACACAGUUAAAGUAAUUUCUGGAGAUGAUAAGGGGAAGGUUGGAGAGGUUACUAAGAUCUUCAGGCAUAACAGCACUGUGGUAGUCAAAGAAAUAAAUCUGAAGACCAAGCAUGUGAAGAGCAGAGAAGAGGGAGAACCUGGACAGAUUAUUAAGAUUGAAGCACCUAUUCACAGUUCAAAUGUGAUGCUUUACUCUAAGGAACAGAAUGUAGCGAGCCGAGUCGGCCAUAAAGUUCUUGACAAUGGGAAGCGAGUUCGUUAUCUCAUAAAAACCGGCGAAGUAAUUGAUAGUGCAGAGCAGUGGAAAACUUUGAAGGAAGAGCAGAACAAGAAAACUGAAGUAGCUGCUGCUUCAUAGGAACAUAACACAUGAGUUGAGUUCUGUCUGCUUUUCUUCUUUCAUGGUCAAAUUAUUUUGAGAUGAUGAUCUUGUUAAUUCAUUUAAAGUCACUGGACCAUUGGUUGUAUGGCUAACUGAUACAGAUUCGUAGCCUAAAAAUUGCAAGUUGGUUUAUAUUGUAUCUAAUGCAGUUUGUUGAUCAA